Astyanax mexicanus (Mexican tetra) is the source of this 1210-nucleotide messenger RNA. It is a transcript of the gene epdr1, whose product is annotated as ependymin related 1. Bases 115 to 759 code for a protein of 214 amino acids. Lineage: Eukaryota; Metazoa; Chordata; Actinopteri; Characiformes; Acestrorhamphidae. The record is from RefSeq and is a predicted model, not a curated record. Gene Ontology annotation, biological process: cell-matrix adhesion. Gene Ontology annotation, cellular component: extracellular region; lysosome. Gene Ontology annotation, molecular function: calcium ion binding. The transcript has 3 exons.
UAGCGCCCCCUGUGGUCCGUGUUUAUGUAUUAAAUCUGGCCUUAGCGGUUUUACCCGGGUACCGCAUUUAUUCUCGGUACCGCCGCUCCUUUUUUCCCGGUCUUCUUCAGUAUAAUGUCGGGGUCCGCUGUGUGCGCGCUGGCCCUGGGGCUGUGCGCCGCGGCUGUGUGCCUGGCCGGACCGACCCCCGGAGCCGCAGGCCCGGUUCAGCCCUGCGCGGCCCCGCUGCAGUGGGAGGGACGGACCGUGCAGUACGACCACGGUACCGGGAGGAACACCCGGGCCGCCGUCUCUUAUGAUGCUCAGAACCAGCGGAUCCGGGUCCUGGAGGAGAUACGGAAACACACGCCCUGCAAGCGGUACUUUGAAUACAUCUACCUGUUCCAGAGUGGAGUGCUUUUCCAGAUCGAGCAACUUUCCAAGAACUGUGCUAAGCUCAAUUUAACUGAAGCAUGGGACCCGUUCGACAUCCCGAUGAACUCCACAUAUGAGGAUCAGUACUUCAUUGGUGGGCCGGGGGACAUGAUUCAGGUUCAGGAGUGGUCUGACAGGAAACCGGCUCGCAAACACGAGACCUGGGUGGGCGUGUACACCUUGAAUGACUGCUACCCCGUGCAGGAGACUUACACCAAGAACAGCAGUGUGACCACCUCCACGCGCUUCUUUGAUCUAGCGCUGGGUAUUACUGACCCUGGGGUCUUCACCCCACCCAGCACCUGCCAGUCAGCUGUAGCAGAGCGUAUGGAUUCUGACUGCUGAUCCUCAAUAUCAUUCUGAAGGAAGCACACGAUACACACUGUCCUCUCUCUACAGGGGAGCACUCUACUGUAUGAUGAGUUGAUAUUCAAAGGCGUAUCUCCUGAUAAAGCAUAAUUGUAGCUUUAUGCUCCAAGAACCUUAAUAUUUGCACAAGAAUGAAAAGGGGAGUGUGUGUAACAAAAAUAACAAUUCUAAUUUACUGUUUUUUUUUUUUACAAGUAUUACAAUGUGUGUUUAAUCAUAGAACUUCAUAAUUCAGAUCUGUGUAACUAAGCAGUUCUGUUUAAUCUGCACUUAAAUUUUAUUUAAAUUUGCCCACUACUGAUCAUUUAUUUUCUUCUUAAUUUUAAGGCAUUUUAACAUUGCUGCUAUAAUUUCUUAAGUUAUAUUUUGUUGCAAAUGCAAAGCUGUAAGUCCAUGAUGCAAUUGAAUAAAACCAUAUUAUAAGCAA